AUGGACAGAUUGAACCAGUUGGCCGGCCAGUUGAGCCCUUCCUCCAAACAGUCGAUUCUCGAGAAGAACCCUGACGACGUUGUCAUUGUCGGUGCUUACAGAACCGCCAUGACCAAAGGUGGCAGAGGUUCCUUCAGAGACGUUGGUUCCGACUACAUCUUGUCCAAGUUCCUUGAAGCUUUCCUCAAGAAGACCGGUGUUGACCCUAACUUGAUCGAGGACGUUGCCUGUGGUAACGUUUUGAACAGAGCUGCUGGUGCUUCUGAGCACAGAGGUGCCUGCUUGGCUGCUGGUAUUCCAAACACCUCUGCUUUCAUUGCCUUGAACAGACAGUGUUCUUCUGGUUUGAUGGCCAUCUCUGAGAUUGCCAACAAGAUCAAGUGUGGUGAGAUUGACGUUGGUAUUGCUGCCGGUGUCGAGUCGAUGACCAAGGGCUACGGUGCUGAAGCCAUCCCCAAGGUGGACCCUGCUUUGCAGGAGAACGAGGAGAUGGCCAAGUGUUUGAUUCCUAUGGGUAUUACCAACGAGAACGUUGCUGACAAGUACAAGAUCAGCAGAGAGAGACAGGAUGCUUUCGCUGCCGAGUCAUACAGAAAGGCCGAGCAGGCUGUUUCGAGCGGCAAGUUCAAGUCUGAGAUCUUGCCCAUUGAGGCUAUCCUUAGAGGACGACGAUGA
This is a messenger RNA of Candidozyma auris, 675 nucleotides long. Its product is annotated as acetyl-CoA C-acyltransferase. The record is from RefSeq and is a predicted model, not a curated record. The transcript has a single exon. Bases 1 to 675 code for a protein of 224 amino acids. Gene Ontology annotation, biological process: phenylacetate catabolic process; fatty acid beta-oxidation. NCBI's taxonomy places the organism in Eukaryota, Fungi, Ascomycota, Pichiomycetes, Serinales, Metschnikowiaceae. Gene Ontology annotation, cellular component: peroxisome. Gene Ontology annotation, molecular function: acetyl-CoA C-acyltransferase activity.